GUGCUGUGCGAGCGAGCCUUCUCAUCAAGUGGGGAAACGUGCGCCCUUCGGCAUAGCCGAAUCCUCCCAGAUCUUCUCGGCAAGUUACAGGUGUUCAAAUACAUUUACAAAGGAGAGCGGCUGGAUUUCGCGGCGGAUUGGAUUGCGACAGAAGCUGACUAUGGUAUUGAGGGAGACGUGACACAAUCAGCUGUAGAAGAGCUAUUGUCAUCUGGUAAAAUAGAAGAACUAGCUGAACUCUUGAGUAACAUUACAUGUCCAUAG
This is a messenger RNA of Suillus plorans, 264 nucleotides long. RefSeq lists its product as uncharacterized. The record is from RefSeq and is a predicted model, not a curated record. The transcript has a single exon. Lineage: Eukaryota; Fungi; Basidiomycota; Agaricomycetes; Boletales; Suillaceae. The annotation marks the transcript as partial.